CCACAAAGACAAUUUUUAAUCACGGACUGGCAUCUGGAGAAUAUAAAAACCCGGCCCCUUUGAGCCAGAACUAAUAACAUACCAUUUGUCUCUUUUAAUUUCCCCUUCCUCCAGCAACAGAAUCAAACCACAUCGCGAAAAGAGAUAGCUAUUGUUGUUGACAACACCUGGAGAUUUCACCAGGAACGUUGUUGAUCCAGCUGCGAAGAAGCAUAAUCGGAUUUUAGGAACAUUCAACAAUCUAACCGGAAAGCAUAGCAAUACCGGAAUCAAAGCAUUACGUAGGGACUCUCUUAAAGGAUUUCUAUUUCUAUAUUUAGCAAAUUUUUUGGGGGUGGAAGAUUGGAGAUUGCAUUUUCUUUUUAUAAAGAGUUAGACUUACAAACUUCUCUUUCAUGCAUCUAUUUCGCGGACAAUUAUGGAUCAAGAAUGAUAUAUAUAUGUAUAUAUUUAUAUAUAUGCACAAAAAUCAACUGAUAUAUUAUAAAAAGAAGUGAAAAUGGCAAGUGAACUCAACAGCUAUUACUCGGACACGGAGGAAGAAGAAGACGAGGGUGAGGAUGUUGAAGAUGAUAGAGAGCUAUACAAUUGCAUUAACCGAGGGUCCUUCUUCAGUAAAGUCUUAUGGGAACCUCGGGGCGUGUGGGUUCAAGAAUGGAAUCGAAUGUUCCUCUUGGUGUGCGCCGCCGGACUAUUUGUUGACCCUCUCUUCUUUUACACCCUCUCCAUAAGUGAUAACUACAUGUGCCUAUUUGUGGAUGGGUGGUUUUCCACCACAGUGACAGUUCUCCGAUGCAUGACCGACGUGCUGCACUUGUGGAACAUGUGGCUACAAUUUAGGGUUUACCCACGACCACAUGUUAUGAGUGCUGGACAGCAUUCUCAGGGAAGUACACUACAUUAUCAGAAGCUUAUGACUGCCGCAGUAAGCUUGCUCAGGGCCAAGAGGGGUUUACUAUUUAAUCUCUUUGUCAUCCUUCCAAUGCCUCAGGUAGUGUUGUGGGUAAUAGUCCCAGCAUUAUUGAAGAAAGGGUUGAUAACAGAAGUGAUGACUACAUUGUUGAUAAUGUUUCUAAUCCAAUAUCUUCCAAAGAUCUAUCACUCUGUGUGCCACCUACGUCGGAUGCAAACCUUUUCUGGCUACAUUGUUGGUACUAUCUGGUGGGGGAUCGCUCUCAACAUGAUUGCAUAUUUUGUGGCCUCCCACGCGGUAGGGGCUUGUUGGUACUUGCUUGGAAUCCAAAGGACUGCUAGAUGCCUUAAAGAAGAAUGCAAAAUGACAAAUGGUUGUGGUACUAGAUUGUUGGUUUGUGAGGAGCCAAUAUAUUUUGGAACUGCAAGUUUGGUGAAGGACAAAGCUCGUUUGUUUUGGGGGGGAAAUGACCAAACAAGAUCAACUUGCCUUGGUGAGGAUGAUUCUUUUUAUGGAGCAUAUAAAUGGACUCUCCAACUUGUUACAAAUGAUAGUCGUUUGGAAAAGAUACUUCUUCCUAUCUUUUGGGGACUCAUGACUCUGAGUACUUUUGGAAAUCUGGAGAGCACAACAGAUUGGCUUGAGUUAGUUUUCAUAAUUAUUGUGCUUACUAGUGGGCUACUUCUUGUCACGAUGUUGAUUGGAAAUAUCAAGGUAUUUUUGCAUGCAACAACUUCAAAAAAACAAGCAAUGCAAUUAAAGAUGAGGAAUGUGGAAUGGUGGAUGAGGAGAAGACGCUUACCACAAGAAUUCAGGCACAGAGUGAGAAAUUAUGAGCGACAGCGCUGGGCGGCUAUGCGUGGAGUAGAUGAAUGUGAAAUGAUCCAAAACCUUCCUGAAGGUCUAAGGAGGGACAUCAAAUAUCAUCUGUGUUUGGAUUUGGUUAGACAGGUUGACUAUGGGAGUUAAUUAUCUAAAACACCCUCCUGGCCCUUUCUUGAAGAUGGUGCGCCACCAGAGUCGCUUGAACUGUUGCAAACCAUGAUGGAUAAUUGCUAUUAUCCAAUUUUGCACGGGUAAGAUAAUGGAGAUUCUGAAUUGGGUGCCAUCGGUUAUCGAUAAGGAUCGAGAAGAUCCAUAGCCAAAAAUAAUUUAUCGGUUACCGUAGGGGAUUGAGGAGAGAAGACACCACGUGCUCCAAUACCAUGUUGAAUAUUAGAAUAAUAGAUUUACUCAAGGAAUUUAUGAGUUUGCAAAAGUGUAUAAAAUAUAGAAGCUCACUAAUAUAUGAAUACUACCAUA
Messenger RNA from Cuscuta campestris, 2215 nucleotides. The record is from the annotation of a GenBank genome assembly. NCBI's taxonomy places the organism in Eukaryota, Viridiplantae, Streptophyta, Magnoliopsida, Solanales, Convolvulaceae.